This is a messenger RNA of Bombina bombina (fire-bellied toad), 3360 nucleotides long. RefSeq names its product folliculin. NCBI's taxonomy places the organism in Eukaryota, Metazoa, Chordata, Amphibia, Anura, Bombinatoridae. The transcript is spliced from 12 exons. Gene Ontology annotation, cellular component: cytosol. Bases 107 to 1852 code for a protein of 581 amino acids. Gene Ontology annotation, molecular function: GTPase activator activity. The record is from RefSeq and is a predicted model, not a curated record. Gene Ontology annotation, biological process: positive regulation of TORC1 signaling; positive regulation of transforming growth factor beta receptor signaling pathway; negative regulation of transcription by RNA polymerase II.
GAGUUGGUCGUACGUCACUUUUAACAGCAUUGUAUAAAUGCUGAUAAGGGGAUGAAGUUCCUUGUGCACAUUCAUUGGCAUUAAGCUCUGCCCUUCAGCUCUCAUUAUGAAUGCCAUAGUGGCCCUCUGCCACUUCUGUGAACUGCAUGGGCCCCGCACCCUGUUCUGUACAGAGGCUUUGCACUCUCCACUCCCCCAAGGAGCAAGCAGUGGGGACAGCAUGGGACAGGGAGACCCUGCGGAAGAAGAGGAGAUGGGGAUACAAAUGAGCAGCAGGAUCAGGUCACAUAGCCCUGCAGAAGGAGCCAGUUCAGACUCCAACAGCCCCAGGCCCAAGAAGUCUGAUAUGUGUGAGGGUUGCCGAUCGUUAGCUACAGGGCACCCAGGAUACAUCAGCCAAGACAAGGAAACGUCUAUUAAAUACGUCAGCCACCAGCACCCAAACCACCCACAGUUGUUUAGCAUUGUGCGUCAAGCCUGUGUGCGCAGUCUGAGCUGCGAGGUGUGUCCGGGUAGGGAAGGUCCUAUUUUCUUUGGGGAUGAGCAGCAUGGCUUUGUGUUUAGUCACACUUUCUUUAUCAAGGAUAGUCUGGCACGUGGCUUCCAGCGCUGGUACAGCAUCAUAGUCAUCAUGAUGGACCGGAUUUACCUUAUCAACUCAUGGCCCUUCCUGCUAGCGAAGAUCAGAGGAAUCAUUGAUGAGCUGCAGGGGAAGGCUCUAAAAUGUCUCUUGCAGGUAUUUGAUGCGGAGCAGUUCGGCUGCCCCCAGCGCCCACUAAGGAUUAACACAGCAUUUACGCCAUUUUUGCACCAGCGUAAUGGAAAUGCUGCCCGCUCCUUGACCUCGCUUACAAGUGAUGACAACCUAUGGGCAUGUCUGCAUACAUCCUUUGCUUGGCUGCUAAAGGCUUGCGGCUGUCGUCUAACGGAGAAACUUUUAGAAGGUGCUCCUACCGAAGACACCCUGGUGCAGAUGGAGAAGCAGGCAGAUUUGGAAGAGGAGUGUGCAGCCUGGGAGUGUUCUGAAGUGGAGGAGGGAAGACCAAGGCCACAGCCAAAUGUGUUGGAAAGGCGCGAACUCUCCAAAUGUCCCACAGAGUCAUCUGUGCUGUCUGAAUGGAACAUGACAACCAGAAGGACAGCUGUAUUCAGAUCUCUUAGGCACAUGAGACAGGUAUUGGGUGCCUCUGCAUUUCGCAUGCUGGCCUGGCAUGUUCUGAUGGGAAACCAAGUUAUCUGGAAAGGGCAGGAUAAGGAGCUAAUCGAGUCUGCAUUUGAUGUGCUCCAGGCCAUGUUGCCAGUAGGCUGUGUUCGGGUGAUUCUAUACAGUGAGCAGUAUGAAGAUGCCUAUAGGUGCAAUUUUCUUGGGCUGAGUUCUCAGGCAGAGAUCCCUCCUCACGUACAGACAUCAGAAUUUGCAGUUAUGGUAGAUUUCCGAACGGCACCUCGUUCCAACCUGUAUCCAGUCUUGUUUGUGGAUGAUGAGCCACUCAGCAAGUAUGAAUUUGAGGUGGCCAGUGGAGGUCCUGUCGUAACUGACCGGGUCGGACUUUCUAUUCUGAACAAGAUAGAAGCAGCUUUAAUCAAUGAGAACCUGUCUAUGGAUGUGGUUGACCAGUGCCUGAUCUGUCUUAAAGAAGAAUGGAUGAACAAAGUAAAAGUGCUCUUCAAGUUUACCAAGGUGGACAGUCGCCCCAAAGAGGACACCCAGAAACUUCUCGCCAUCCUGGGAGCCUCAGAGGAGGACAAUAUAAAGCUUCUCAAAUUCUGGAUGACUGGACUUAGCAAAACGUACAAAUCCCAUCUCAUGUCUAGUGUACGCAGUCCAACUUCCUCUGAGUGUCGGAACUGAGACUCGCACACGAUUCAGCAGGCUCUGACCCAAUUAUGUCAAUUCUUUAUCAAUUUAGUGUGUAUAUUUAUUUAAAGGAACAUUGUACUCAUGCAUUAUUGUUUAUAUGAAGGAUCAGAUUUUAUACAUGUUUAUUAUUGUGCCUGAAAAAAUGUGAAGUAAAAAUUAAAUUGAAACUGAUACAGCAGCAUCAGUCAUUUACUUUCUUCUAAUGCUGAUUGGUGGAUAGCAACUCUUAAAGUGACAGCUUAGUACAACUGCAGUACCAUGGUCACUACUCACUGUGCUAUCAUUUUCCCUCCUGUGUUUGCAGAUUUCUUUAAAGCCAUCCUCUUAGUUUUACCCCUUACUGGUGCUGAUCUUCAUACUGUGCGGCACCAAUUUGGUGCUUUUGUAGUCUCACACCCUGUGACAGACAUGGGGCACAUUUACAGAUCAGUGACGUUGCAGGCUUUAUGAGAGCUGUAUUAUGCACUUCAGGUUAGUGUGUAUACAGAGUGGGAGCUUUACAUUUUUGCAUUGGCUGCAUUCCUCCAUUUUAUUUAUGUGGCCUUAAACCUCCCGCUAUUAUGUGUGUGCUAACCUGAAGAGCACAAUACAGCUGUUAAAAAGCCGGUAUCAAUGAUCUGUGAAUGUCUGCCACUUCUGUCACAGGGAGCAAGAAUACGUGAGAUCCAAGAUGGCACAGCCCAUUAUGAGAAUAAAGAACUUCACCAACCGGCACCUGUAAAGAGUUAAAAUAAGAAAAUGGCUCUGCAGGCACAGAAGAAAAAAUCAAUAGCAUGGUGAGUAGUAAACAUUCUGUUAUGUCCAGCAGUUUAAAGGGACAUUGUACACUAGAUUUUUCUUUGCAUAAAUGUUUUGUAAUGAUCCAUUUAUAUAGCCUAUCUGGGAGUGUUUUUAUAACAAUGUACUGUAUAGUUUUGCUUAUUUUUAAAUAACGUUGUGCUGAUUUUCAGUACGGCGCCUAUAAUGUUCCUUAUCAUUGGCUGAUAGGUGGAAAUGCCCAUUUUACCUUUUAGCCAAUAAGCAUUAGUAGGAAGUCCCUAUCAGCCAAUGAUUGUUAGGAAGUACCUGUCAGUGACCAUUGGUAGGAAGUGCACAACUGACACUGCAGUAUUAGUUUCAAUUUUUUUUUUUUCUUUUUCAGGCCAAAGAAUGUGUCUUUAACUUAUGGAGAAUGUCUGCUUUAUUUACAGAACUACCUGGUUGAUCAAGUAGCACAGUUUAUAAUCACAAAUCUAAUGGUUAUUAUAUCAUACCAAAAUAUAACAAGUACAGCUACAGAGAAAAAUAACAAAUUCAGCUGGGGGGUUUUCCACAAAAGAAAUGGACCUUUUUAACGUGUAAUUUAAUAUUUUUAUUUUAUUUUAAGAGUAACUUAUAUGCUAUUAACAUUGUCCUUUAAACUACCAAUUUUAUCUUCACUACUUGAUGGGAUAUGCAUUGUGCAUCAUUAUGUAGAUUGUUACAUGUGAAAAAAUAAUAAAUAUUUUUGUAAACUAAAA